Messenger RNA from Nicotiana attenuata, 984 nucleotides. RefSeq lists its product as uncharacterized. The transcript is spliced from 4 exons. The coding region runs from base 1 to 984 and encodes 327 amino acids. The record is from RefSeq and is a predicted model, not a curated record. NCBI's taxonomy places the organism in Eukaryota, Viridiplantae, Streptophyta, Magnoliopsida, Solanales, Solanaceae.
AUGAACUGUUGCAAGAACCGUUCCUUAAGCUCUAUUGGCACGCGAGCUGGUGAAAUGGGUGCUGAACCGUUGCAGAUCAUUGGAUUUCCGGCAAACUUCAAGUUCACAAAGUCAAAGAAGUUCCAAGCACCUGUUAAGAGCAAUGCAACAUAUUCUGUGAGUGAAGCAGGAGAGCAAAGCAUUGUUGAUGGAAUUAAUGGAAAUCAACAACCCACACAAGAUCAAGUUUCUCAGCUAGUUCAACUUGUUCAACAGGUGAAGGGUGGUCAGACAGUAUCUUCAAGCUCAGAUGUUGUCGCGAAUGUUGCCAACUGUGCAGUAAAGAAAGGAUGGGGAAUAUCACAGCUAGAUGUAAACAAUGCUUUCUUACAUGGGGAAUUACAGGAAGAGAAAUCAGCAGAUUCAAUUUCAAUCAUAGCAGUAUACGUUGAUGAAAUACUACUUACAGGAAAUAACAAAGAAGAACUUCAUCAAUUGAAAAAAUUUCUUCACAAGGAAUUUCAGAUCAAGGACCUAGGUAACUUACACUAUUUUUUAGGUCUGGAGACCCUUCAUGAGCCACAGGGUUUAGUCAUCAGCCAACGAAAGUUCACUUUGGAAGUUCUUAAUGAAUUUGACUGUAGUAGUUUGCCCUCUCUUACAUCUCCGGUGGAUCCUUCAUGCAAGCUUAGUAGUGAAUCUGGUGACCUUCUUUCUGAUCCAACUGUCUAUCGCCGACUCCUGGGCAAGUUAAACUAUCUCACUCACACAAGACCAGACCUUUCUUAUCCGGUACAACACCUCAGUCAAUUCAUGCAGCAGCUCCGGAUGCCUCAUUUUAAUGCUGCCCUACGAGUGAUUCGAUAUCUCAGAACCAACCCCGGACAAGGUAUUUUCAUGUCCUCUGAUCCCUCCUUCAAACUACUUGCAGUUUGCAAUGCGGAUUGGGGAUCUUGUGUUUAUUCACACGGAUCUAUCAGUGGUUAUUUUAUCACUCUCGACUGA